GUGAGAACGCCCUUCAUAAAGGCGUCAUAUAAUGUCCAUCUUUGGUAUCAGUACGCGUGAGUCCUCGCCUUCGUCUUGAUAACUUGCGGGGUACACAUAGCAUACGAGGAGCUCGCCCAGGAUGGCGGGGAAGGUGGCCACGGUCUUCAUCGUGGACGUCAACCCGUCCAUGAGAAUCAACACAGACCAUACCGGCACAAGCUUUCAAAAGAACGCUAAGGACACCCUGUUUCAGCUUCUGCACUCCAAGAUUAUCGCAGGGCGGAAAACGGACCAGGUGGCUUUACUUACUGUGGGAACGGAAGAAACGGACAACGUUCUCGCCGACGAAGCCGAGCAGUAUCAGCAUAUCAAGUCAUGGGUAUUCGAGGAACAAUCCGAGGCGCUCAUGCGGAUGGCGGACCUCGAGCUUCUCAAGUUCGUGGACGCGGGGUUAGAGGAAGGCCCAGGUCCCGGUGAUGUAAUGGAUGCCAUCAUCCUUGCGGUGCAUACAUUGGAAAAACAUUGUACUGGCAAAACUGGGAAGCCACUGAUGUAUGAAAAGAAGAUCUAUCUGUUUACGGACGCUGCAAAUCCCAUGGAAACCGAAAACACUGAGAGCGUCGUAGACAAAACGAAGCUCAUGGCCAUUGACUUCAACCUCAUAGGGUAUGACUUUGAGGAUCCGGACUCGGACAUCAAAGCGGAAGGGAAGUCGGAGGUCAAGGCGGCAAACGAAGUAUGGCUCCGGGAGUUCACUGAAAAGCUGGGCGGGACAUUCUGGGAUGGGGAGGAAGCGAAACAAGUGCUCAGUCAACUUCGGUCGAAGACCGUACGGCCAGUUCCUAUUAUGCGAGGCCCGUUACUCCUUGGGGACCCGAUCGCGCACCCAAGCGAGGGGAUCGAAAUUGGUGUACACUUGUACGCCAAAACGAGCGAAAUGAAGCUACCAUCGGCCAAGAAGUGGUCGAAUUUAGCUGACACGGUCCCCGAUGCCGAGCGCGAUGCAACGACUUACGGGAAAGUUGACAUGGUGCGGAACUACAAACUUGCAAUGGGCGAUGCACAGAGCUCGGACGGAGCGGAGAACGAAAAUGGGGUGAAAGUCUCGAAAGAAGAUCUAGUUCGGGCGUAUGCUUACGGGAGGAAACUCGUGCCCUUCUCGGAGGAAGAUGAGGAGGCCAUGAAGCUAUCGACAACCAAAGGUCUAUCCAUAUUGGGCUUCGUGUCAAAAGACAGGAUCCCUCGGUAUCAAUACAUGUCGAACACUUUCGCAGUGAUUCCUGAACCCGAUAAUCCUGUCGCGGCAGGGCUUUUUUACCCUCUCAUGGACGCAUUGAAAGAAACCGGGCGAGCCGCCAUUGUCCGAUAUGUUCGCAAUGACCGCGCGAAUCCGAAAUUGGGUGCCAUCAUACCAUAUGGAUCGAAGGAAAAGCAAGACUGGGCGCUGUUUGUCCAACUUCCUUUUGCAGAAGACCUUCGCGCCUAUUCGUUCCCUAAUUUUGAUUUCCUACUGUCGAAAGACGUAUCUGACUUGUCCUUUGCAUCGCAUUCGAAUUCCGUUCUGGGCACCCUGCCUGGACCAAGUGGAAAGAAACACAAGCUUGACGCACGACAAGUCCCACCGGACGAGGCAGUGAAGGCUGUGGACGAUUUCAUAGAUUCUAUGGAUCUCAUGAAUGCCAUUGACAAUGACGACGGAGGGAAGAUUGAAGCUUUCAGGCCAAAAGACGUCUUCAACCCUGCAUGGCAGCGUCUGUAUCAGUGCAUCGCUCACCGCGCAAUACAUCCGACCGAAGGGCUGCCGCCAGCGGAUCCUCAAAUCCUAGCGUGCUUGGAACCGUUGCAGGAACUGGCAGAGCCUUCUAAAGCAGCUGCGGCGAAGCUCGCUGAAAGUUUCAAGAUCACAAAGGUCGCGAAGAAGGCAGCCGGCAAACGUGCCUGGGCAGAUCGCGUGGCAGGGCAGGCGAUUGAAGAAGCCGGUGGAGCAAACCAAAACGGUCAAAAUGGCGACAAGCGCAUCAAGACGGAGGAACAGGCGCCGAUCGUCACGAGCAUGCAGGAUUUGACAGGCCGACAGGUCGAUAAGGUGUCCUCUGCAGAUCCCAUCAGCGAUUUCACAGCUAUGAUCAGUAGGACGGACAAGGAUCUUGUGGAGCCUGCCGUCACGCAAAUGUGCGAAGUGAUCACAUCCCUCAUCACCAAAUCCUUCCGGGACCAAUUCUACGACAAAGCCAUGAACUGUAUCCUCGUGCUUCGAGCGGCCUGCGUGACUCAAGACGAAGCGCCACGAUUCAACGACUGGUUGACAAAGACCAAAACAGAUCUAUCCCCAAGUGGAGAGCAUGCUAACCAUGCUGAGUUUUGGAAGCGGAUUUGCGAGAAGCAGGUUACCCUUAUUACCAAGCAGGAGAAUGCCGAGAGCACUUUUACUGAGGAAGAUGCGGAGACGUUCCUGCAAGCUGCCACAGAAGAAGUGGGUCCAGACGUUGUCAAGAACAAACCUGUGGAGGAAGAAGACUGGUUGGAUAUGAUGGAUUGAUCUAGAUGGCCUCGAAGUAGUCUAGUAUAUCUAGGAUACCCUUUGCCCGGCGUAUCUAAAACCAAGUGUAGCACCUGAAUUAAAUCAUACUCUUCCACCACGUCCUUCUUUGCUGUGUAUGCUCUGCAGCAGGGUCGGCUCAUCAUAUCUUAGAGUGGCUUUGGCCUUGGCAACACGGUGCCCGGUUUCGAACGAAAUUCUCAAAGCAACGCCAAAUUUCGCACAUCGACCAGC
Fimicolochytrium jonesii is the source of this 2755-nucleotide messenger RNA. Its product is annotated as SPOC like C-terminal domain-containing protein. The coding region runs from base 122 to 2521 and encodes 799 amino acids. The record is from RefSeq and is a predicted model, not a curated record. The transcript is spliced from 13 exons. Gene Ontology annotation, molecular function: damaged DNA binding; DNA helicase activity; double-stranded DNA binding. Gene Ontology annotation, cellular component: Ku70:Ku80 complex; nucleus. NCBI's taxonomy places the organism in Eukaryota, Fungi, Chytridiomycota, Chytridiomycetes, Spizellomycetales, Powellomycetaceae. Gene Ontology annotation, biological process: telomere maintenance; DNA recombination; cellular response to X-ray.